GAGUGCUUGAUGCCUUUCCUUUAGUUUCCUUUCGACGACAAACAAUAAGGAUCAUUCAAAGCAGCCAGCUAGUGAAUCUCAUCGACAUCCUGAGUAUUUGACGCUUUCCAAAUAUUGCACCUUAUCUCCGAUAACUCCAGCAGCUUCGAUACAAGAUGGUUCGUUGUUCGCGUGGCGGUAUGUGACCUCCUGCCUUUUCUUCGCAACAUAUAUCUAUGUCUACGUCUCAAAAUAUAUAUUCUCUCUAGGAUAUUUAUGUGUACAUCGCUUCGACGUGGAGGUGAUACGCUCGAUUUCCCAUAUAUACUUCGACGCAUGAAUAGACUGAUCGAGUUUCCGCGAACCUUGCUUCCCCCUCCCGAUGAUUGUUCCUCUAACUCACUCAAAAUCAUUCCCAUCUUCGGACGUUCUAGUUGUGCUGUCCCACUUAUAACUUUGGGCUCAACUCAUAUAACAUGAUUCGGAUUAGAUUGAUAUAUUACACUUAUGGUCACAUUUCUGGCGGGGAACAGCACUAUCAACCAGGAUUGACAGGUUGACGUACUACAUGGAACUAUGACACUCUUCCCUUGAACGUUGUUAUCCCAUGACCACCUCAUGUUCUAUCGGACACGCCACCGCUGGACUUUCUGUUCUGUUCCAUGCCUCAACUCUUCGAAAGACAUCAUGCUCCCAUGAGCAGCAGAUAAGGUGCCCAAACUCACGUCUAAGUUCCUUGUUUGAGCCCGCUGUGAAUCGUGCUCAACGAUGGCGGCCCAACCCAAUGUCUGUAUUCCCAUGAAAUUGGAGGCCUUCCGCUUGAACGCAGCAGCGUGCAAUGGUCCAUCUCGUUUGGCUCCGAUAUCCCAACCCGAGUAUGCCCAUCUUCGUCUCAACGAGCUCUUAACGCACGACGUUCAAGUCGAUGUCGACCUUCACAACACCAAUCGUGGCCCCGCAUUCAGCGACCGGGUUACAGAUUUAUCGACAGGGGAACUCAAAAGGAACAGGCUUGGUGUCUACAUUCGUUGGCUCAUCCCGCGUUUUUACAGAACCGGUCUCUCUUUCACGCAGUCUUCUGAGCAGGACGCUCCAGAUCUGAGAAACAAGCGUGGAUACAAGUCAGUAGACGACGCUGAGGGUGUCGUCGAUCCCCAAUCCCCCACCUAUCGCCCACUCCCGACUCGAUGGGUCAUUAUACGCCAUCUCCUCACCAAGGAACCACCUGAAGCCAACAUACCUGAUUUUCAAGCAUUCGUCAUCGAGUCCGAUCGUCUGAGGAAAAUGGAAGACCUCGGGUCUGAGGUCGAUAUUCAGGUUGAUGUGUCCCCUUUUGUCUACAUGGAUAGAGAUCGCGACACCCUUGACUACCAAGCUGAGACUUUCAUCGGUUUCAAGCAGCCGCUUGAAGAUUGGACCGAGAGUAUGUCUGACCGGAACAUCCUCAGAGUCCCACUCUCGGUCUUAACCAGCACCAAUCCCCUCUUCACCGACUAUCAACCUCAUAAUACCAACGUCCUCUCGAUGGUGGAUAAUUUUGCCUACGAAGACGGUAACGGUGAGACAGCCUAUCUGCAGAAUGCUACAGCAAAUUACUACGUUAUGGGGUGGCAUCCUGAUGCGUGCGAUGAUCCCUUCCAUCUCUCCGACCAACAAGCGCCAUAUCCUUCCCAUGCGGAUCGUAUCGAUGCCUGCUUCAUGCAACUGUUUGGCACCUCAGCCGUCACGGAUGAGUGGAUGAAGACUUCUUUGUCCCCAGAUGAGCCGACCAGGGCAAUCACACACGGCGCACUCUACGGCAUCGAGUGGGAUCUGAAUGAGAAACCUGCGAGCGUGCCAGCAGAUGCCAUUGCCAAAUCAUAUGACGACUGCUCUCCGGUUUCCGUUGGGCUCAACCCAAUUGAUGCUUUGCUUGCGGUCACUCAUACUCGCGCUCUCUCUAUCGACAAAGAGAAAGCUGAACGAGGCUCCGACGAAGAUGCGAAGCCUGAUCCUCUUGCUCAAGAUCUACUCUCCCUACAAACUUUAGUGAUCAAGCAGCAGGAGGAUCCGGACUCUCAAUUGCAGGGCGCAGACCAGCUUUCCACUGGCUUCUUUGUUCCCGCGGAGAGCGGGCUGCGUUGGCACGUCUCCGGAGCAGUGACUAGCACCGACGACAAGAGGCCUACCGUGCCCAGUGCUCAGGAGUUGAGUGACCUUGAUACGGUGAAUGCCUAUCAGAUGGCGCUCGACCUCUGCACACGCGAGAUGAAGUGGUUGCAAUGGCAAAUUUGGGCGGAGUGGUGGAAAUGGGUCAGUUCCCAUCGUCGACAUACUGACGAAGAAAAGAGAGCGAUAAACGAUAAAGUCAACGAGAUGGUUAACCGCUAUACCUUGCUUGACAUCGAGAUACAGGGAUGGAAGCGAAGAAUGCAAGAGAUCGUUCAGGAAUAUAACUGGGAAACGAUCACUGCUCCUAGGUAUUAUAGCACUAGGGACCCGACGAUGUUGCUCUGUGGCAUGAAGAGCGGUUGGCCGACGGACUUUGGUGACCUCCUAAAGGUCCGACUUGAUUCUCAGAUCGUCGCAGUUAAUGAUAUCUAUGAUGCUAAUCCCGAUGGGUGGGAGAUCAUCGACCGUUCCCUCUCGGCGAUCUCGCAGAAACUGCCUACUGCUUUCUGUGAUACCGCCAAAGCAUUGUUGACGGAAUUCUAUAUUCUUCGUCCAGUCCCUGCUGAUACGCCACAUCUCCGCCCAAACCCUGAUAGUAAGCUACUCUAUCCUUUGUAUCACGACCAGGAUCCGUCUGUAGACUCUGAUUCAGGAAGUCAGCCUGUUUGGAGGGAUCGGUGGAACGGCACACAAGCCUGGUUCCCACUCUUCGCCGAAUGGGAGAUGGAGUACUUCCACAUCGAUGCGGAUAAUUGGGUCCUUGCGCCACGCAAACCAUAUGGCCCACCCAAGUUAACCGCCAACAUCAAGGACGGGGUCGAUGUCGCGGGCGUCACUAACAGACAGACAAUCACUGGGCGGUCGCUUGCACUUCCUCAGACCACGGCAAUGCUCAAGAACACUGUGGAGCAGCUAGUGAAGAACAAAUCCACGCAGCCUGAAGAUAUGGACGCCAUUCAUGCUGCGAUCAACAAGCUUCAGUUCUUGACUAUAUCUAUCAAUGGGCUUUCGGAACACUUGACCACCAGGCUUAGGGGGUCUCAUCUUAGUCCUACCAUGUAUCAACCUGGUUAUGGACCUCAACCACUUGUAGAGGCCGUGAGUGCUAGCAGGGGUGUAAUCGAUGAGAACGCCAUUCGUCUCAUGCUGGACACUACCAUGACACCUUUUGGCGAUCUUCCAAUUUUGGGGGACGCAAACUAUAGCCCUUUCAAGCCGGCGACGCAUGGCCAAUUCCGAUUCACCAAACUCAACAUCGUUGAUAUGUUUGGUCAAGCUAUUUCUGCCAUUGACCCUGCCCGAGGUGUCCAUCCAGACCUUCGUCCUUACAUUAGCGAGUUUUACGCCUGUCAAGUGGAUGAGUCCUCUGGCUCGCCUCUUCCGCGAACGGUACAGCCCGCUGGCGCUGGACCUGAGGUCGGGGCUCAAUUUGCACAGAUGGGACCUGCCAUCAACCAAGAUUGUCGACUUAAUUCACAUUAUGUCAAGUGGGACGACGAGCACAAUGCGUGGGUUCCGGUCACAGAGUAUGAUAACCCUAUCUGGGGAUGGCUUGUCGUCAACUACGUCGAUAACGGUCUACAGGUAUUUUUGCCGAACGGGACAUUCUAUCGAGAGAUUCGUCUCGGUGGACCAGAUGGGACUUCCGAGGGCAUACGGGCGUGGUUGCCUUUCAAAGCCCCUGACGAUGAUUCAAAUAUCCCCCUGCAGCUUCGUGCACUCGUGCAAAAGCUGAAGGAUGCCAACUACCUCCAAGAAUUCUUUGACGUUAUGACUGGAGCACUAGACGAUACCAUGUAUGCCCCCAAUCAGUACGCAGGAUACCUUCCCGCGAUCACGGGUAAACCAUUCGCUCUCGUCAAUGCGGGGUUUUCUUUGGAAUUAUCUCAUCCACCCCAUGUCAAUCAGUCAACCAACGUCCCCGGCGGUGUCAUCCCUGAACCCGAUCUUGAAUCGUACGGCUUCCAAGUCAAGUUCGGUGACCCAGAUAGGACCUUCGACGGCAUCCUUGGAUAUUUCAGAAAUAAGUCAGUAAUGGAUUUUGACCUGGACAACUUCUACACUUACUUUCCUGGGAGCAAUGGAACCGAGAGCAUGACUGUUCUUAUCGAGCCGGACAAUUAUCCGGUACUGCGGCCAUUUUACAACUCAGCUGGUUCCGGCGGCAUUCAUGAUUAUACCGUCAAGACGCCAACACAAAUGUUGACGGAGUAUAACGACCAACUUCAAGUCUUUGGGAUGCUGGUGGAUCCGUUCACACAGAUCCAUGCAUAUACGGGCAUCCUACCAGUUCAAGUACUCCGUCUACCUGAAUGGGCGCUGGAACAAUCUCUGAAGAACAUCACCGCCUUCUUUCACCUGGGGCCAAUCAUCAUGCCUCACGAUGCUCCUUUGUAUGAUCCAGCACGGGUACUUACGUCCGGUUCAAGUCUAGACAACAUCCCUGCACCACCCGAAGGGACUCCUAAAUUCCCGGUACCAUCAGUAGCUAUCGCAGACUGGGCUUGGCUUCAGCCAUAUGCAGAGUCUGCAGAUGUUGACUCGAUCGCUUUCAACCCAUUCUCACUUGAUGCAGUCAGUAACAAGCCUGAGCUUGGAAGCACUCCAUACACUGCCGUCGAAGGAUAUCUUUACCUGAAGAAACCAAUUACUAGUCUUGACGUUUCUCCUCAGUAGCACUCUAUUUUUUCUCUAAGCGCUUUGUAUAAAGUAGCAACCCAUACAAUGCUGAGCCCGGAUUCCAAGUCUGUGUGUUCGAAGGAAGAUCCUGGCGCAAAGCGGCUGCGAGACAAGCUGGCCCAAGCUCGCAAUCAAGAGAUUCAGGGCAGCCGAAAAUUUCCAAUUGUUUUUCACAGUUCGCAAAGGCCAUGCAAGUGUGAUAUUACCUACCAACGAACGGGGAGAGCUUCGAUCUCCAGCCAGUGGGAUUAGGGCGUCGUCGAGCAAAUAGCGAGAUGGGGUUCUCAAUGGUGGUCCAGAGUUUGUGUCAUUUGUGUCAAUAAGGGAAAUGGUAUCAUGUGCCACAAUGUGAUCCUUGAUACAACCAGUCGCACUCAGGAACGGAAGGAAUAACUGGAAUUAAUCGCACCCGUGCUUUAGAAGUCGCGACUCGGCCUUAUCUCAGUGUAACGGACAAUCUACCUGGUACUUCCGAGUCGUUUUCACAUAUCUCAGCAUCCCGUACUGCAGGAGAUACCUUCAUCAAUACGUCAAGCAAAUGCACUCAUCCGAGGUGCGCAUAGGCUUAGUUGUCGGUGUCUUUCGGAGAACCUGGGUUGCGAAAGAGAGAUGUGUUAACACCAAGUGAGCCUAUAUGCACUAGCUGUAGGAUACUCGUCCGAUCAUACGGUCGAUUUUCCACCUAGUAUUGAAUUGAGAAUACGUAGAACGGAGGACCGGUUUUCACCCAGUGGACUGUCCGGUCGAUAAUCAGAUACGAAUUGAACUAUAAUCUGCGAAAGCAAUUCCGUCGAAAAUCGGAUAAUUGGAACCAACGUUGUCAAUGAGAACUUGCGAAGGAUGAAUUCUUGACUUAGCUUUCUUGCCGUGGAUCCC
Somion occarium is the source of this 5685-nucleotide messenger RNA. The record is from the annotation of a GenBank genome assembly. NCBI's taxonomy places the organism in Eukaryota, Fungi, Basidiomycota, Agaricomycetes, Polyporales, Cerrenaceae.